UAUAGGGUGUGGCCCUCAAAAAAUGGCUUCCAGGUUGUGCGAAGGGUGUCAUGUGCUUCUGAUUCUGAGGAAUUCAGGCAUACGUUGUGGAUACCUAUGUUCCCACACAAGGACCCCUCCCUCGGCUUUCGGCAAAGAAUGGCCUAAACUAGCGUCCCGGCGUUGAGUUUGCUCGCGCGACGGUUCCAUUGAAGGCCCACCAGAGCCGGUGGGCGCUGUGAGGGGGGCCGGGAAGGGCGCCUCGCCGCGCUGUGCCUGCGGGGCCCCGAAGUCCCCCUGCCCGCAACCGGGCCCGCUUCGCUCGGCUCCCGGCGCUCUGCGGCGCCGGCCCGCGCCAGAAGCCGAGGCAGCUGGUAACAAAGAGCCCGCCAGCCGCCGGCUCCCGGGUCGCGCGAACCCAGGUGUCCUGCGGCGCCGCCGGGAUGAGCGCCAGCUGGGCCACGAGCCCCGGUGCGCGGUGCUGAGGGCCGCGCUUAAGUGCCGGCGCGGGCGGGGGGGCGGCACCUCCUGCCCGCGGCCUCGCUCGGGCCGCCCGCCUGCGGCUGCGCCGGAAGCGCUCGGGCCUCCCCCUGCGGCUCGGCCUGCGCCGCCCGGACCACGCGCGGCUCUGGCUGCCGAAGCCCGGGCUUCUCAGCGGGACUCAGCAAGGACCCGGGUCUUCUCCCAAGUGUCCUGAAGCUUCGUGUCAAAAGCCGGGGAAGCCUGAUGCUUUUUUUUUUUUUUUUUUUUUUUAAUAAAAAGUCUUUGUAGUCUUCAUUUUUAGAAUUGCUUCCAGAGUUUUAAGUAGUCUACCUCUUAUCCUUUCUCCUGCUCCUGACGUCUUUUUCCUCCUCAACUAUAAACAUUUUUUACCUCAGAGCUGACGAGCGUUUUGUAAUUGAAAGUAUAACUUAAAACCACGUCGAGAGAGUAGUCAAGAUGGACAAAAAGUCCUUUGAAAUGGUGCUGGAUGAAAUUAGAAAGGCUGUUUUGACAGAAUACAAAUUAAAAGCAAUUGAAUAUGUUCAUGGAUAUUUCUCUAGUGAACAGGUGGUUGAAUUACUGAGAUACUUCUCCUGGGCAGAACCUCAGUUGAAAGCAAUGAAAGCAUUACAACAUAAAAUGGUGGCUGUUCAUCCAGCAGAAGUGGUCAAAAUACUCAACUGUUUCACCUUCAGUAAAGACAAACUAGUUGCUCUUGAACUAUUAGCUUCAAACAUUGUUGAUGCACAAAAUUCUCGUCCCAUUGAAGAUUUAUUCAGGAUAAAUAUGUCUGAGAAGAAACGAUGUAAGAGAGUACUUGAACAGGCUUUCAAAGGAGGCUGCAAAGCUCCUCAUGCUAUGAUAUCUUCCUGUGGAACAAUCCCAGGAAAUCCAUAUCCCAAAGGAAAACCUAGUCGCAUAUAUGGAAUUUUCCCAGGAACCCCUUUGAAAAAAGAUGGUGAAGAAUGUACCAAUGAAGGCAAAGGAAUAGCUGCACGGAUUCUUGGACCAUCUAAACCACCUCCUUCAACAUACAAUCCACAUAAACCCGUUCCUUAUCCAAUACCUCCAUGCCGGCCACAUGCAACUAUUGCACCAAGUGCUUAUAACAAUGCAGGUCUAGUACCAUUAGCCAAUGUCAUAGCUCCUGGCGUACCCCCUCCACCUCCAUAUACUCCUAAUCCAGCAGGAACAGAAAAUGAAGACCUUUCCAGUCAGUCAAAACCUACACAGAAUCAAACAUUUUCUGCCCCAGCAAAUCAACUCUUUUCUCCUCACGGUUCUAAUCCUGCAACACCUGCAGCAACUCCUGUUCCUACUGCAUCCCCUGUUAAGGCAGCAAAUCAUUCAUCGGUAUCAGCAGCUGCCACAGUUUCUGGGUUGAACAUGCUUCCUGUGUUCCCAGGGCAGGUCUCCUCAGCUGUUCAUACAUCUCAGCCAUCAAUGCCAAAUCCAACAGUUAUCAGAACCCCUUCAUUGCCAACUGCACCUGUCACUUCUGUCCAUAGCACAAUGUCUAUUCCUGUUCCUUCAGUUUUUCCUGGCCUAGUUCCACUGCCAGGUUCUUCUGCCACUCCUACCCCACUCCCUCAGGCCACAUCUAUACCUCGGGCCACUCCUGCUUCCAAUGAGACAUUUGCUUCUACUUCUGCUUCUUUUGUUAGCCUUCCGUUUUCUGCCACCUCUACUAUUGGUUCUACCAACAGCCCAAAUCCUGCUUCGUUGUCAUCAGUUUUUGAAGGUCUCCCUUUGCCCUUAACACCAACAUCCCAAGGCAUGUCCAACCCAAAUCCUUCUGUAAUUGCUGGUGGUUCUGCUCCCAAUGUUGCUCGUCCACUUGGUCUAAAUAAUCCUCUUCUAUCUGCUUUAAAAGGCUUUCUGACAUCAAAGGAUACCAGUUUAAUAAACUCUUCUGCUUUAUCCACUGCUAUUACAAGUGGGCUGUCUUCACUCUCCUCUCUUACUAAUCACAACUCAGAUUCUCCUGUCUUAGCCUCUAAUAAGUGUUAUGCCCCAUCAGCCAUUCCCACCCCACAGGAGUCUUCUACUCCAGGAUUGGCCAUGUUCCCAGGCCUUUCCUCUCCUGUGGCCAUCACAACUUCCUCUCCCCCUACUUUGCCUGUCCAAUCUCCUCUAGCUACUCCAAAAUCAGCUUUAACUUCAGGGUCAGUUAGCUCUGGUUCCUCAGCUACCCUUUUGCAUGGCCCCCAUCCAGGUAACUCAGACUUGCAUAUUACAGCCAGCACUGCUGUAGCAACUAUUUCUGCUACAAUAAAAGCUGAACCCAUAAGUCCUACUCCCUCAGCCUUUAAAGGUCCAUCUCAUUCUGUAAAUCCCUCUCAUAGCACUUUAGGUUUGUCAGGGACACUAGGUCAUGCAUAUACUUCAACAUCAGUGCCCAUCAGUUUAUCUACUUGCCUUAAUCCUGCAUUAUCAGGUCUUUCCAGUUUGAGUACUCCCUUGAAUGUUUCAAAUCCCCUUUCCUCUAUUUCCCUUCCACCACAUGGUUCCUCCACUCCAAUCACUCCAGUAUUCACUGCUCUUCCUCCCUUUACUUCUUUGACCAGUAAUUUUCCUUUGACAGGUAAUCCAUCUCUUAAUCCAUCAGUAUCUCUUCCAGGGACAUUAAUAGUCACCUCAUCUGCAACUGUCACAUCCAUAUCUAUCCCUCAUCCUAGUUCUACAUCAGCUAUUCUCUCAGGGCUUUCUGUCUCAGCACCAGUCUCAGCAACACCUUUCCCCCUUAACUUGUCAACUGCUGUCCCUUCACUUUUUUCAGUUACUCAAGGACCUUUGCCAUCUUCAAAUCCAUCCUACCCUGGCUUUUCUGUCUCUAACACCCCCAGUGUUACCCCUGCUCUCCCUUCAUUCCCGGGGCUGCAGGCACCCCCAACGGUUUCAGCAGUCACACCACUGCCUGUCACUGCUACAGCCCCGUCACCAGCUCCUGUCCUCCCAGGAUUCGCUUCAGCUUUUAGUUCCAAUUUCAACUCUGCUCUUGUUGCACAAGCGAGCUUAUCAUCUGGACUUCAAACUGCAGGCAGUUCUGUUUUUCCAGGCCUUUUGUCCCUCCCAGGUAUCCCUGGAUUUUCCCAGAACCCUUCACAGUCAUCCUUGCAAGAAUUGCAGCAUAAUGCAGCUGCACAGUCAGCAUUGUUACAGCAGGUCCAUUCAGCUUCAGCUCUGGAAAGCUAUCCAGCUCAGCCGGAAGGGUUUCCUAGUUUUUCUUCAACGUCAGGAACACCAUUCUCUUUGCAACCAGGCCUGUCCCAAAGUGGUUGGCAGUGAAUAAAAUUGCAUUUACCUUUGAAUACCAUCAGAAUUGCCUAAGGACUUCAAUGAACAAGCUGACAAAUGUGAACUUGUCCAAAAAUCAGAUAAUAAGAAUGAGGAUAAUCCUGGGGAAAUUGGGAUGUUUUAAAACUCUUGCAUUUUUAAAUGUGUUAAGUAUGAACACUCCCCUUGUGUAAAUAUGCUGAUAAUGAAUUGUGUGUAGAAUAAUAUUUAAAAAGUGGGGACUUCUCACCUCCCAUCCUAUGAAGUUUUGUGUUGUGUAUGUGAUUUAUGUAAUAAGAAUACUAAAGAGGAGGUUGAACUCUUUAUAGCCGAAUACAGCCUUAAAUCUGCUUGUAUAGCGUCCACUGACAAAAGUAAUAAUUUGUGCCUCAGACUUAUGGGUUGCAUGUGGCCCUCGGGGAGUUGCUACCCUUGGUAUGCAUGAGUGAUUCCUAUUAGCGUCAUUGGAGCGCAGAACCCCUUAUGUAUUCACAAAAGGGGACUUGAGAUCCACAGUUAUUUAUAAUUUCUGUUAUUAAUGAUCAUACCUAUACUGCUGAAUUUAACUAUAUUUAAGUAAGUGAAAAUGGUGCUUAAUAUAGACUUUAGAAUGACUUUCAGGUAUUUUUGACUACUUAAUAGAAAUACAAGUGAGGCUUGUGAUAAUUUGCCUUCAGAACUUAAUCUCAGCAAUAUCCAAAUGAGUGAAAAACAUUUGAGUGACUCUUGGGCAACCUCUAUUACUCAUUAUACUCUGGAGCUCUUGGUGAAUGUUUACAAUCAUGGGAUGUAGUAUUUCUAUUUGUAUUUAAAGUCAAAUGCUUAUCUAAAAUAAUUAUGUGACAAUAGAGGAGAUUUGCUCUGUUAGUAAAUAUGCAGUGUGUACUCUAAGGAUCUGUGGUAGUAUAACAUGAUUGUAUGUUAUUAAUUUAAGUAUAAUAACUGCCACAUUUGGAGAGACAGAGUAAGGAGAAUUAUUUCCAACCUGUAAUUAAGAGUGUAAACUAUAGAAUCUACUGUAGUACAUUUCAGCAUCUAGAAGUUUUACUUUUAUAAAGAUGGUGUUUGAAAGAUGUUGCUAAUGUAUUUUCCUUCAACAUGGGGAGCAAACUUUUUAAGUAUAUUAAUAAAUAUUCCUGUAUGGUUAGUUUUUAACAAUUUUUUAAAAAUAAACUUUAUGGAUAUAACAUAUUUUAUAAGUGACUUAUUAAAUGCUUAGAUGGGCUUUUUAAGUUUUUGUAUUUGCUAAAGCUAAUACAUAGAACAUUUUUGUUCAAAUUUAGUUGAAAUUCAAUAUAUACUACUGAUUACUCAUUUAAAUACUAGAGGCCAUAUGCACAAAAUCGUGCACUGGGUGGGGGAAGGGGGUCCCCUCAGCCCAGUCUGCACCCUCUCACAGUCUGGUAGCCUGUGGAGGAUGUCCAGCUGACAGCUUAGUGGGCCUAAGCCAGCAGUCAGACAUCCUUAGUGCUGCCACAGAGGUGGCUGCGCUAGCCAGCUGUGAGGCUGGCUUUUGGCUGAGCUGCACUUUUCCUGUGGGAACGCAUUGACCAUCAGGGGGCUGCUCCUGUGUUUAGCGCCUGCCCACUGGUGGUCAGUGUGCAUCAUAGCGACUGGUUGGUCUUCUGUUUAGUUGAUUUGCAUAUUAAGCUUUUAUUAUAUAGGAUAUCUGAUGUAAAAGUUUUAUUAUAACCAACACUUGAAACAGACUAUUUAUACUUUUAAUUAUUUUCAAACACAGAAUGUAACCUCAAAGUUUAUCUGAUGCCAAUUGCUAGAAGUUGUCAUUUGUUUUUGUUUUUAUCAGUCUAUACUCAAAAUAUUUUUAGGAUUAUAUGGUUUUGCUUAUAUAUGCUAAAUAUUCACAAAGAAGUUAUUGAACAACUAAUCUUUCUGUAAGGAUGCUAUUGUGAUGUUUACUUCUGCUAUCAUAGUAAAGGAACUGUUCAUCUUUUAGAUAUAUUUCUGACAUCUUGCACAUAUUAGGGUCUUAAAGGUUUACAUAAAAAUGAAGAAAACAUUUUUAGAGCUUUUGCAGUAAUUACUGGGGACUGGUUUUAUGUAUCUCAAUCCUAUGAGAUAAAUAGUAGCAACCUAUUUAACCAGAUAAAGAAGCCAAGGUGUAAGUCACACAAUGAGUAAGUGGUAAUUGAAACCAAACAUUUACUACCAAUACCAGGCUACUUGUAUUGUCAAAUGCUAUGAAAAUAUGUAGAAGGGGAGUACCUUCCUGCCUGAGGGAAUUCACAAAGAUUUCUCAGUGACAUUAAAGUCUUAAAGGAUAAGGAAGAAUUAACAUCCUUUAAAAGGCAUAAAGUAUGACAGACUAGUAUAGUAAUAUGAUCAUAUAACUGGAUGGAGUUUGAAUAGUUUGUGGCUUGAAUGUGUGGAAGAAAAAAAGGCCACAUAUUAAACUUAAGCUCAGGAACCAAAAGAAACCACAUGGUGGUAUGAACGUGAAAAUUUCUAACUAGGAGCUGGAAGUUGGUCAUGGUUAGUCAUGUCCUAAGCCUGUAGCCUUCUUGAUAAAGGUCAAUCUUAGGUUAUAAAUUGUCUAUUGUCUUUGUGAAUCUGAAAUAACACCUUAAAAAUAUCAGUAACACCCUCCAACCCCCCCACCCCCCAGGCUCCUUGAAGGCACAAUUGGCACUAGAGCAUAAGACCACAUUGUUAUCUUGUUGCUCACAUACCAUCUCUAUGUACUAUAACUGUUAAAUAUCCAAUGU
This is a messenger RNA of Pipistrellus kuhlii (Kuhl's pipistrelle), 6464 nucleotides long. RefSeq names its product proline and serine rich 1 (gene PROSER1). The record is from RefSeq and is a predicted model, not a curated record. Lineage: Eukaryota; Metazoa; Chordata; Mammalia; Chiroptera; Vespertilionidae. Bases 919 to 3750 code for a protein of 943 amino acids. The transcript has 13 exons.